This is a messenger RNA of Carassius auratus (goldfish), 2612 nucleotides long. Its product is annotated as RING finger protein 223-like. Gene Ontology annotation, molecular function: ubiquitin protein ligase activity. The record is from RefSeq and is a predicted model, not a curated record. Gene Ontology annotation, biological process: protein ubiquitination. The transcript has a single exon. Lineage: Eukaryota; Metazoa; Chordata; Actinopteri; Cypriniformes; Cyprinidae. The coding region runs from base 533 to 1177 and encodes 214 amino acids.
CUGAAAACCUUUUUAAGAACUUUUUAUAUAUGCAUCUUUAGAAAACACCAUGUGCUGGUCCAUCAACCCAGGAACCGAUAUACUGAUCUAAAAAACUAGAAAAUCUAAAACUCCAAAGGAGUUUGAAAAAUAAAUUAAUAUACAUUCUACAAAGAACAAUUAAAAAAAGUAUCUUUAAUAGCGUAUGGCCUAAAGCAAGGUAACGCAGGUGGGCAAAUGGUUUGAAAAAAAAAAAAAUACAAUGCAAUACAGCUUGUAACAAUGAAUUCACAGCAACACGUUCUUUGUAAAACUGACGACCAACUCAAAGUCACAGUUUAUUUGGUUAAAAGGCAUCAUACAAAGGCACGAUGAUGACUUCAUAAAUCACACAAUCAUAAAUCACCUGCCGUUAAAUGUUUACUUCAUGAGCUGUGCCCUAGUUUUGCUUUAGAGCCUAUGGAAUGAACCUAGAGGUGAUUUUGAGAGGUUUGUCUCGCUUGUUCCAGUGAACCCUUACGAGUAAGAGAGUGGAAGACCAUAUCCCAGUGAGAUGGAGCCGAGUCCUGCACUGUGGCACACUCAGGUGGUCCCGCUGGAAACAGACCUGGAGAGGGUGAGCUUGCAUCCUGAGUGCUCCAUCUGCUUCAACAUCUAUGACAAUGUCUUCAAAACGCCAAAACAGUUGGACUGCACACACACCUUCUGCCUCGAGUGCCUUUCCCGCAUUAUGACCACCUCCAUGGACCCCCAAAACUCAAAAAUCUCCUGCCCCUUCUGCCGCCAUCCCACUACCAUCCCCAAAAAAGGCCCUCCGGCUUUGACCACCAGCCAGGAGGUGCUGUGUCGUCUGCCCGUCCACCAGCAGCAAGAGGAACCGGUGUGGCUGGACGGAGAGAGGCUGUGCUAUCAGCGGCCAAUAGACAUUCCAGGUGUGCCAGCGUUCUGCAUCUGUGUCAAUAUUGGGGCCAGUGGACAAAGCACUGUAUCUUCUUCCCAAACUCGACCACGACUUGGGCUUCUGGAACGACUGAUGGAUUCGAAGCGUUUAGUGAUAUUUAUAUUCCUCAUGGUGCUGCUGCUGGGGAUCGUUCUGUGGCCCCUGCAGUGCAUCGUCACGACGGGCUCCAUGCGUUGUGUGCCCCAGAACUUGCAGAUGUCUACUACCACACCUUCUAUUACCACAGUCAAUGUAUAAGAUAGACAUGUCUAGAUUGUUACUGGACUUGCUAAAUCAGGAUGACCGGUGUCAGUUUAAAGUACAUUCAUAACUCCUUGCAAAGCCUGCUGGGUGCUCAAGGGGUUAAGGCAAGCAGCAGGACAGCUGUAAAGACUCAAGAACUGUAUCGGAAUCAUUAUGUCACCUUACAGCACAUGUGAACAAGUGUGACAAAACUGAUCGACGGCUAAAUGUCUGCUUACAUUGAUCAAAACAACAUUUUUACAGAAUUCUUGGAGCAAUUUUGCAGGCAAAAAAGGUCCAUUGUCAGUAGUGUCAUGAUGUGAAAUGAAAGUCACAGCAGCUUUCUGUUGGUCAACAUGGCAAAUCUGCAUUACCAACAUGAACAUGAGCGAAAUCUGUUUUGAGAACCUUUUCCAGAUGAUCACACACAUUUCUAUUGAAAUUUGAGUUGACUUGAGAACAGUACAUUUAACUGCAGCUUAAUCCAAAGAAAGCAGAAUGUUUUUUUUUUUACUUGUACAUUCAUUUAUCUUUUUUUUAUUUGAUUGUAUUUCAUCCCAUGAAGUGUAUUUUGUUUACAAAAAAAAAGUGAACUGAUUCUGUAAACCACACAAGGAAGUUCAAGGAAUGGUGUCACGGAAUGUUUUUCAAUUUUAAUAGGUACAAUAAUGAUAAAACAGAUUCACGUGGCCCUAAUUUAUCACUUCCUGCUCUAGGAUGGUUAAACCAACACACCUCAAAGAAUAACCAUCUGAAACACAAGCCCUGCGGUGACUGGUCCUGUGUACACGCUCACACCCACGUAAACUGAUCCUCUGAGUGUGUUUUGUGGGGAUGAAUUAUCAGUUUCCUACUUCCAGGUGUUUUCUAUUCAAAUAAACUAAUGUUACGUCGUUCAUUAUUAAACCCUGAAGAGAGAAGGAAAUUAUGAAGCAGGAAGGAAAUAAGAAAUGGGUCAACAAUUGCUUGUUUGGAGCAAGGUGAAAUGAGUCAAAGACAAUUAGUUGAAAGUUCCCAGUGUAUGCUUUAUUAUGCAAUAACUAUUCCUGUAUUGUCAUUUGAAAUGCAAGUUUUUACACCAGUUGUGUCUUUCAGGGCAGAAGGCAUUUUAGGCUGAACCAGUGCAAGAGGGAACACAGUCUUUAUCACACAAGGACAAUCACCACGACACGAUUCAGAUCAAACCUACUGAUCAUCAACUGAGAUAAUAAAAAAACCCACCAACAUAGUAUUCAAGUAAAUUUAAAGAGAAUACUUUUUUUGUGUGUGUGAAAUUGUGAUAAUGCAAGCAGAAAGCUUUGUAACUGUUGAUGUUUUGUAUAACUGUAGUAGUAAUAACAAUGUUAACAUCAUCCUAAAAUAAUAUGCAAAACGGCUGUGAAUAUUUCCAUCACUGUAUUAACAAACAAAUAAAAUAUUUAAUUUACAACAAAUCAACUGACCACAGAAA